Messenger RNA from Aethina tumida (small hive beetle), 2073 nucleotides. Its product is annotated as cytochrome P450 4C1. Lineage: Eukaryota; Metazoa; Arthropoda; Insecta; Coleoptera; Nitidulidae. The record is from RefSeq and is a predicted model, not a curated record. Bases 46 to 1572 code for a protein of 508 amino acids. The transcript is spliced from 5 exons. Gene Ontology annotation, molecular function: monooxygenase activity; oxidoreductase activity, acting on paired donors, with incorporation or reduction of molecular oxygen; iron ion binding.
UUGAGACAUACAUUGUUUAUUAGAAUUCUAUCUAAAUAGUUUAAUAUGAUUUUGAUAUUACUGAUUUUAAUAGUUUUUCUGUCGUUACCAGUUGUAUUUUGGAAGUACAAAAAAAUACAAUAUAGAUCUUUGAAAAAUGUGCCUGGACCAGAGCCUUAUCCAAUUUUGGGUAAUGUCUUUCCAAAAAGCCCACAAGAGAGUCUGAAUCUAUUAUUAAAAUACGUAAAACAAUACGGAAACAUAUACAAAUUAUGGAUUGGACCAAAUCCGAGUUUAGUAAUUACAAAUCCGGACAUGGUGGAAAAAAUUCUCACGUCCAACAUUCACAUUACCAAAAGCAAAACAUACGAUCUCGUCAAACCUUGGAUCGGUUUGGGUCUCCUUGUACAAACAGGUUUUAAAAAAAAUAUGAUUUUUGUAAAUUUCUUUGUUGUGGGUAAAAUUUUAGGGGCGUACUGGAAAGCCAGGAGGAGAAUGAUCACACCCUCCUUCCAUUUUCAAAUUUUGGAGCAAUUUAUGGACGUUUUCAACAGUUCCAGUGACAAUUUGGUUAAGAAACUAGAAACUGCGGUUGGAAAAACCGAACUUGACAUCUAUAAUUACGUUAAUUUACAUUCCCUUGACGUGAUAUGCGAAACUUCAAUGGGAACCAAAGUUAACGCUCUAGAUGAUCAAAACCAGAACCAAUACGUACAAGGUGUGAACAAAAUGUUACAAAUCUUUGGAAAUCGUUUUUUCACACCAUGGAAACGUAUUGAAUUCCUAUUCACGACAUUCGCAAGUGACGGUCCAAUUUAUAAGAAAAUCAUCGAAGUCUCCCAAAAUUUCACCAACUCAGUCAUCCAACAAAAAAUGGCAAACCAAAAGCAAUCUACAGAAACCUGGGACGAUUGUGGAAUUAAGAAAAAAAUUGCAUUAAUAGACACACUAAUUAAGCCAGAAAAUCGAUUAACACAAGAGGAAAUUAGGGCAGAAAUCGAUACCUUUAUGUUUGAGGGCCACGACACAACUUCCUCGGGAACUUCCUUCAUGCUAUACAACAUAGCAAACAACCCUCAGGUCCAGCAGAAACUCUAUGAAGAAAUACAUUCGGUAAUUGGUGAUGAAUGUGACAUCACAAUAAACAAUUUGAACGACAUGCCCUAUUUGGACAUGGUGUUGAAAGAAUCCCAACGAUUACAUAGUUCAGUUGUGAGCAUCGAAAGAAUUUUGGAAACGGAUUUCGAUUUGGAUGGUUUAUUUUGUCCAAAGGGCACGACUUUAGCCGUCUUUAUUUUAGGCAUGCAUAUGAACGAGAAAAUCUUUCCGGAACCACACAAAUUCGAUCCGGAGAGAUUUUUACCGGAAAAUAUUUCCAAGAGGCACAAAUUCGCUUAUGUCCCCUUCAGUGCAGGACCAAGGAACUGCAUCGGUCAAAAGUUUGCUAUUUACGAAAUGAAAACUACGAUUAUUAAAGUGUUGCAAAAUUACGAAUUGUCGCCAGUCCCCGGACAUAAAUUAAGUCUGGGAUUCACAGGAGUGCUUAAAUCUGACACUGGUAUCAAAGUGCGAUUGCAAAAACGUUUGCGGUAAUUUAUUAAUACGGUUUAAAGUUAGAUUUAGUCGACGUAAAUAUAUCUUACCCAUUCUAAAAUUCUGUCGUCGAUUAACGAUUUAUUUUCAUCAAAGAAAUUGAGAAUUAAUCCUAAAACUGAAUUUCUCCUCAAUUCAUGGAGACAAAAUUCGAGUUUGCUUUGUUCAAUUUCAGUAAUCAAAGUUAGCAGAAAACCAUUUUUUACGUUCGAGGUUUGUUUUAUAAUUUCUUUUAUGAAUGUCUUCAUUUUAUCGCCAAAUUCGUCUUUAUAUUUUAACGUGUCUUCUAAGAUCUUUCGUGACAGAAUCACGCUAAUUUGUGUUACGAUAAAUAAGACAAAAAUUCGUCUGGUUGUUGUCAUGUCUAUGAAAUGUGUAGAACUAUCAUAAGUAUCAAUUACAUUAGGUGUAAUAUAUAAAAUUGUGGUGUCAAGUUGUCAAUGAUUUUCAAUAAAUAUCCUCCUGUUAUUUAAUCAGUUAAUACAGGAUUGAAGAAAUUGA